Molecule: messenger RNA, 2916 nt
Organism: Papaver somniferum (opium poppy)
Lineage: Eukaryota; Viridiplantae; Streptophyta; Magnoliopsida; Ranunculales; Papaveraceae
Exons: 6
Coding region: 1-2916 (971 amino acids)
Molecular function (GO): RNA-DNA hybrid ribonuclease activity; nucleic acid binding
Source: RefSeq, a predicted model, not a curated record
AUGCGUGUGCUCUAUUGGAAUAUCAAUAGGGUAGCAAAGGUGGAGGCUGGGAAGAAGUUACAUGAACUUGUUCAUGAUCUGAAGCCGGAGAUUCUUUGUGUUGCUGAGCCAAAGAUUAAGUUCUCUGACAAGGUAAUUUGUAAGUUAAAUUUAACUGGUUUUAUGAGGAAGGUUGUUCAUAAUUCUUCUAUGCAUAAUAUUGGGAAUCUUUGGAUUCUGUGGAGUGCUAAUAUUGAAGAGCCAGAGGUGGUUAAUAUGACUAGGCAAGCAAUUACUGUUAGAACUGAGGGGGUUUUAAUCUCUUUUGUUCAUGCUAGUUAUAUUCAAGUUUUUCGAAGAAGAUUAUGGUCUCAACUUUCAGCUGUGGAUAUUACAACUCCUUGGCUGAUAAUGGGAGAUUUCAACUGUGUUCUUCGUCAAGAUGAAAAGAAGGGAGGCCGUGAGGAUAAUGAUCUUUUUGAAGCAGAUUCUUUGGGAUCUAAGUUUACUUGGACUAAUGGUCAAUCUGGUGUUGGUAGAAUUCUUAGUAAAUUGGAUCGUGAUAUUAUCAAUGAGCCUUGGUUGAAGGAGGAAAUCAAAUUGUGGAAUCAAACGGUCUUUGGAAAUGUUAAUGCUAGGCUGAAACAAGCUCAACUUAAGUUUGAAGUGGCUUGUAGGAAUUCUGAUGAGGAUCCUUUUAAUACUUCUAAAUUGAACUUUAUGAAGGAUUCUCUGGUGGCGGUUCAAGAUGUUCGUAUGCAACAUCUUACUAUGUUGAAACAAAAGGCUCGUAAUAGGUGGAUUUUGGAGGGUUCUAGUAACACUUCUUUUUUUCACAGCAAUAUAAACAUUCGAAGGAGCGCAAAUACAAUCUCGGAGUUGGUUACUGAAGAUGGUGUGACUAUCUCAGAGCCUAUUCAGCUUCGUGACCAUGUGGUUUCUUAUUACGAGUCGAAGUUCAAUGGUGUGGAGCUUCCUAUUGAGGAUAAUCUCUUUGAUUAUGAGCAUGAGUCCAUUUCUUUGACUGAAAGGCAGAUGUUGGAUGCCAUUCCUUCUUUGGAUGAAAUUAAAUCAGCAGUUUUUGAUUUAGGUGCGGAUAGUGCGCCGGGUCCGGAUGGUUUCUCAGGGUGUUUUUAUAGACAUUGUUGGGAUAUAAUUCAGCAGGAUCUUCAUUCGGCUAUUGUUUAUGCUUGGACUUCUAAGUCCAUUCCGAAGGGUUCGAAUUCUAUCCUAAUUAUUUUGAUUGCUAAGGGAAAUAUGAAGAGCUUGAGAAGUUUGGUGAAGUUUCUAGAUUCUUAUCAGCAAGCUUCAGGUCAGCGUGUUUGUAGAGAGAAGAGAAAAAUUUACUUUGGUGGUGGCUCUUUUAGUAGACGUCAUACGAUUGCUGCUUUUAUAGGGAUGGAAGUUACGCAUUUUCCUGAUCGUUAUUUGGGGGUGAAAGUUAUGCCUGGUGCGGUGAGAUAUCAUCAUAUUAGCAAUGUGGUGGAUAAGCUUAAAGAGCAACUUUCGUGGCCGGUGAAAUUCAUUCAGCAAAGUGAGCGUGUGAUCCGUAAUUUCCUUUGGUCGGGUGAUUCAAACCUUUCAAGAGAUUUUGUGGUUGGUUUUGAUAAACUCUGCAGUCCUGUGGAGGAGGGUGGUCUUGGAAUCACUAGCUUAAAAACUAUGAACAAGGCUUUGCUUAUGAAGCUUUGGUGGUCUAUUAAAUCUUCUUCUAAGAGGUGGGCUCGUUUUUUGGAGUCUAAAUUCACUUGCAGGGAUGGGCGUCUCAAGAUGGCUGGUGUAAAAUCUUCUAUUCUUCCUGGAAUUCGUUGGGUUCAUAAGGAAGUUGUGAAUAAUACAAAAUGCAUCAUUGGAGAUGGUAGGAAUACGUCUCUUUUCUAUGAUGUGUGGUAUGGAAGUGAGACUUUGGCAAGUGUUCUUAAUCGUUCAGACUUGGACAGAUCAGGUCGGGUUUGUGAUAUUAUUUCACACGGUAAUUGGUUGUUGCAAGGAGCUCACUUGCAAGAUCUUGUAAGUGCUGGUGUGGUUAUGGAGAAUUUGCCAACGCUUUGUAGUGGGAGCGACAAAAGGAUUUGGAUGCCUGAUAUGAAGGGUGUGUUUUCAGUUAAGUCAGCUAGAGAAUUGAUUAGAAAGAAGUUCCCUACUAUGAAAGAAGCUUCGCUAUUGUGGAGGAAAGUUGUGCAUCCUUCUUUGGCGGCUCAGAAUUGGAAGUUUGUUCGGGGAGCGUGUGCAACUCUUGAUAAAGUUCGCAGCAGGUUUAAGAUUCAAUUGGCUUCUAGGUGCAGCGUUUGUCGAAUUGAAGAGGAGACACUUCAGCACGUCCUCUGGAGCUGUAGUUUUGCGCAAAAAGCUUGGAACUGGAUAGCAGGUAUUUUCAAUAUAAAACCUUAUUAUGAUUUGAUCACGUCUUACAAUGGAGCUAGGCUUCAAAGUGGCAUUGUUAGAUAUUUGUGGCUGGUAGCAAAUUUGGUUGUGCGAUCUGAACUUUGGUUCACUAGAAAUAAGAAGGUAUAUGAGAAGAAAGUUCCUUGCUGGUCCUUUUUUCAAAAACGAGUGUUCAAUUUGAUGCAUGAAUACUCAGUUAGAAUAAAGAGUUUUGUGUUCAAUACGGUACCAGAUUUGAGAAUAUUGGAUUUCUUUCGUGUUAAGCAUAGGAAAGUGAAGAUUUCAGAUCCAAAGGAGUGUUAUUGGACGCCUCCUAAUAACAAUGAAUUGCUGUUGUGUACUGAUGGUGCUUCAAGAGGAAACCCGGGAGUGGCAGGGGCUGGUGUUGUGGCUAGAAAUACGAGUUCGGAAGUGGUAGGGGCUAUGUGUAUUGGAUUAGGAAUUGCGUCUAACUAUAUGGCUGAGUUAUAUGGUAUUAUUCAACAACAACAAUUGCGGAAGGAGAAAGAAAAGAAGAACAUCAGUACAACACCACCAUAUGAAAGAAACUAA